CACACGCGCGAGCACGAGGCUCCCGCGUGGACGCCGGUAUAAAACAGAAGCGCCAGGUUCAGACAAAAGUCUACGUAGAGGAGUGCGAGUGCGAGUGGCCCGAGGAGAGCGGAGAGCAUCAGAAAUGAGUAGAAUUACUAAAACCCACAUGACCUCACCCAUGUACUUCCCUGGCAUGGAUACAGCCCCUUUCUUUAAGGUGACUGUGUUUGAGCGGGAGCAUUUCCAGGGCAACUGUCAGGAGUUCACCUCCGAGUGCUGCAACAUCCACAACUGCGGCCUGGACAACAUCCGCUCCAUCCGAGUGGAGAGUGGAGCUUGGGUGGGAUUCGAGCACCAUGACUUCCAGGGCCAGCAGUUCAUCCUGGAGAGGGGCGAGUACCCCAACUGGGUCGCCUACAGUGGCUCCUUGUCAUACCACAACGAGCGCUUCAUGUCCCUUCGUCCCAUCUACUGUGCUUCUCACCAGAGCAGUCGUAUGAUGAUCUUUGAGAGGGAGAACUUCAUGGGCCGCAGCACCGAGCUGUGCGACGAUUACCCCUCCCUGAAGGCCAUGGGCUGGGUCAUGCCUGAGGUCGGAUCCAUGCACGUGCAGUGUGGAGCCUUUGUGUGCUAUGAGUACCCGGGCUACAGAGGCCAGCAGUACAUCAUGGAGUGCGAGAGACACAGCGGAGACUACCAGCACUGGAGGCACUGGGGCUCCCACUGCCAGACUCCAAAGAUCCAGUCCAUCAGACGCAUCAGGCACUGAGAAGGACCAGAUCGGGAACUGGCUACAGUAACGGCUCAGGACGCUGUGCUUUAGGGGCCUGACUGUUGAAGCCUGAACUUAAGGUUUGGUUCUGAGUUUAAGGCUUCAUUCGUCAGGACCGCAACUACAACACAAACCAUCAGUGACGUAGCAGCUACCUCUUUAUCCCAGCUCAUAUUCAAUUUCAUGUUAAUACUCAUUUUGUUUAAGAACAUGUGAAAUAAAGCUCAGAUUGAGAACCUGACAAGUCCCUUUCUGUCAUUUCUGUGUGAGUGCACGUAUGCAGAGAGGAUGUUUGCACAGGGAUAUUACGGUUUAAGUGCAAAACACAUAGAAAAAAACGUAUGCAGUUUAAU
This is a messenger RNA of Anoplopoma fimbria (sablefish), 1107 nucleotides long. Its product is annotated as beta-crystallin A1-like. The coding region runs from base 125 to 751 and encodes 208 amino acids. The record is from RefSeq and is a predicted model, not a curated record. Gene Ontology annotation, biological process: lens development in camera-type eye; visual perception. Gene Ontology annotation, molecular function: structural constituent of eye lens. The transcript has 6 exons. Lineage: Eukaryota; Metazoa; Chordata; Actinopteri; Perciformes; Anoplopomatidae.